Molecule: messenger RNA, 535 nt
Organism: Erythranthe guttata (spotted monkey flower)
Lineage: Eukaryota; Viridiplantae; Streptophyta; Magnoliopsida; Lamiales; Phrymaceae
Source: RefSeq, a predicted model, not a curated record
AAAAAACAAAAUAAAAGGGAAGAAAAAAGAAAUCAUCACUUCUGUUCGUGGAUACCAUUUCUUCAGAAAUUCAUUUUUCGUAUUUGUAAAUUAAUCGAAGAUUCGGAAAUGGCAGCUAUGAAGUUCACAGGUAGUACAAUGAUGCUCGCUCGCUCGAUAUUCCGACCCACACUUCAUCCCCAAAUACCUCUCCGUUUAUUCCGGACGAAUCUGCCGCCGGUCACCGGUUUUGGUGCUUUCCGGUGCGCGGCGACUAAAUCCGGCGGCCAGGAGAAGAAGUCUCCGGCGCGGCUUGCGGAGGUUCAGCGGCUCUUGUAUCAGGCCGAGGAGCGCUACAAAGCUGCUGGAGGUGGCGUCGAGCCGAUUCCCAAAAUAACGCUAGAACAUGUUACCAUAGGCUAUGCAAGGAGUGGUGGGCCCGGGGGCCAGAAUGUCAACAAAGUAAACACCAAGGUGGACAUGCGGUUUAAUGUAAAAAAUGCCGAUUGGUUAAACGAAAGAGUGAGAGAGCGAAUCAUGCAAAUGGUGAGAUAAU